This is a messenger RNA of Cetraspora pellucida, 129 nucleotides long. Lineage: Eukaryota; Fungi; Glomeromycota; Glomeromycetes; Diversisporales; Gigasporaceae. The record is from the annotation of a GenBank genome assembly.
AUGUAUAAUUUAGAAGUACUACUAUUAGCAUUAAAUACAUUGCCUGAAUAUAAUGGCUUGGUGCUGGGAAAAGGAAUGAAUUUGACAAAAAAUAAUAUUUACAAAAAAUUAUGUAAUUCUGAUCAAUAA